AUCCACCACUGUCCCCCAACUGCUCAACAGUUUUGCCAGUCCGUGUGUAGCUUCAGGAUGGGAUGCAGUGGAGGAUUGGGCAUUGAGAUGCAAGACUACAUAACAAAUUCAUUUCUCUUUCCACUAAUAUUUGAUCUAUUUGGUGUAAUAACGUUUGAAAAUAGCUGAGCCAGGCAAUCACCUUAGCCAACUAGUGGUGGAGUGCAAUGAACCCGUAUAUCUGCCCUCUUACAGUUGGCAUGGGUCUUGGCAUUGGGUGGUGGGGACACGCGGGCGGGGUUAGAGCAAGGGUGUGUUGGUUGUGGCAGCGGGUGGGGAGCGGACAGUGUGGGUGCGUAGCAGGGUUGGCGCGUGCUGGGCUGGGGGUUAUGAGAGGUGGGGUGUUAUAGCAAGGGGGGGGGGGGUGUCAAUGGGCAACCCUCACUAGGCUACCAUUAUGCCGUAAUCCUGCUCCGCUUUUCUGGAAAACCUGAAUAGCACUAGAAUCACUGACUCAAUUUUUGGAUCUCAUUUUCAUGACAAAGCGAUUGGCCAGCCCUCCCCGAGGCCCUUGGUUCUGGGAGCGCAGUGGCCUGCCGUAUAAAAGGAUCCGGUGCGUGUCCACACACACACUCACCCAGACUUCAAACACCUCCACCUCCACCUAACACCAACCAGUGUGUGACGUCCACAAUGGGCAGGAUCAUCUUUUACGAAGACAAGAACUUCCAGGGUCGCCGGUAUGAGUGCGACAGCGACUGCUCAGACUUCCAUGCCUACCUGAGCCGCUGCAACUCCAUCCGCGUGGAGAGUGGAGCCUGGGUGGUGUACGAACGCCCCAACUACAUGGGCUACCAGUACGUGCUGACCCGGGGAGAGUACCCAGAGUACCUGCGCUGGAUGGGCCUCAACGACCGCCUCAGCUCCUGCAAGAUGGUCCAUUUUACCAGCGGCGCCCAGUAUAAGAUCCAGUUCUACGACAAGCCCGAGUUUGCUGGCCAGGCCUACGAGGCCACAGAAGACUGCCCGUCCGUGCCGGAGCGCUUCCGCCUGCGGGAGGUCCACUCCUGCAAGGUCAUGGAGGGUUUCUGGGUCUUCUAUGAGCACCCCAACUACCGCGGGCGCCAGUACUUCCUGGAGAAAGGCGAAUACUGCAAGGCAGCCGACUGGGGUGCAGUCUGUGCCACGGUCCAGUCCUUCCGUCGCCUCACCGAGUGACCACUCGCACUCAUCCCUUCCUCAGCACUUCCCUCCAAACUAUGAGCAGUGGGAACCUACUGGCUCAACACACUCAGAGUGCCCAACAUAUCUGUGUGCUCAGGGAUGCUGUACCUUAGACUGUGACCUAGCUCAUAUGGAAUAAAACUUAAAUUGACAGACCAA
Clupea harengus (Atlantic herring) is the source of this 1362-nucleotide messenger RNA. RefSeq names its product crystallin, gamma S2 (gene crygs2). NCBI's taxonomy places the organism in Eukaryota, Metazoa, Chordata, Actinopteri, Clupeiformes, Clupeidae. Gene Ontology annotation, molecular function: structural constituent of eye lens. Gene Ontology annotation, biological process: visual perception; lens development in camera-type eye. The record is from RefSeq and is a predicted model, not a curated record.